UCAAUCCGUCAGCUGAGCCUGUCGAAGCCAGUGAGGACGGACAGUAGGCUAACUUCAGUGAACAAUAAAAUCACAUCCUGGCAAUUAUGCUGCAACAAUGAAGACGCUAAAACUUGUUGUUCACAACAAUAAAACUUCAAAAAUCCAAGACCAAGAUAUUUUGAUAUCUAGUAAAGAUUUCCCUGAUGUGAAGCCUAAAGAUGUUCUGGAAGUUUACCAUGCAGAUGAUGAAUGGAACCGUCUCUUGUUGCAAGUGAAGAGUAUACCUGAAGACUCGCAGCUAAAAGAGAGUGUCAGUAUUGAGCAAGGGAUAGCCAAUGCAUUUAGCCUCAAACCCUACAACUCUGUCAUUGUCAACAGAGUUGAUAAAAAGAAUGUUGGCUUGGAUCUUGUAGAGCUGUUGUUUAAAGAACAAUACUUUGGCCGGAGUGAUAUGUGGAGAAUGUGCAAAACUAUUACUAACACAUGUGUGUAUCUGAAGAAAACUAUUGAGUAUGCUGAAAUGAGAGCACAAGUAAAUGAGCUCUGGGCCAAGGGAGAGAAUGUCACUUGUGGUGUUAUAACAGAGGACACUAGAAUUGUCUUCAGGUCUCCAACAGCUGUUGUCCAGAUUUUUAUCCAGAUGAGUACUGAGAUGUGGGAGUUUGACCUCCAUGGUGACCUCUACUAUGAGAAGGCUGUCAAUGGCUUUUUGACUGAUUUAUUUGACAAAUGGAAGGAACAAAACUGUUUACAUGAUGUAACCAUAGUGUUGUUCUCUAGAACAUUUUAUGAAGCUAAAUCUUUAGAUGAGUUCCCACCUUCAAUAAGGGAGUGUCUAAUUGUAGACUCCAAUGGCAACAUUUAUGAAGACUACUACAGAGUAAUUGUACAGAAUGAGCGGUACGAAGAGUGGCACUCCAUCCUCCGACAGCUGAGAAUCCACUUCAAUGAGUACCAGGAGUACAUCACAAACUUCCACAGCAACGAACAACUUGGCUGGAAGAUGCCUAAGGCCAGGUUGUCAAAUGCUCAGCAGGGGAAUUUUCUGGAAACUUUAAACAUGUCGCUCAAUUUGUUUGAGAAUUACUACCUGGAUCGCAACUUUGACAGAACAGGUAAAGUAUCAGUUGUCAUCACUCCUGGCCCAGGUGUCUUUGAAGUGGACAGGCAGCUGGCCAACAUCACCAAGCAGAGGACAAUAGACUGCGGUGUGGGCAGUGAUCUGGUCUGUAUGGGGGAACAACCUUUACAUGCUGCCCCUCUCUUUAAGUUCCGCAGUAAAAGUACUUACAAGUCUAUAGAAGUUGGUGAUGAUUAUAACAUACCACAUUGGAUGAAUCAUAGUUUUUACAUGUCCAAGAAGCAGAUAGAAGACCACAUGAAUUUACCCUUUGUUCCUAGAAUCAAACCGGACCCAGCAUUGCUGAAAGAACUGAAGGAAAUUGAAGAGAAGCCACAUGUUCAGGAGAAAAAUGUUUUACCCCCCAAAAACAACACAUCCAAUGAUGACAACAUCCCAUUUGUGGACUAUGAUGAAUAUGACUUGAAUGUGUUUAAAUUACCUUCUAGGACUUUGCUUCGAACAUUCUCCACCAAAGGGAACUCCCAGUAUGAGAUGCCUAAAACAUUUGCUGAAGCCAAACAGAACCUGCAGCCACGCCAGAGGCACCAGUCUGAUGAGGUCUCACAGUUCAGGAAUGGCAGGCCAGAGAAAGAUUCGUCAUAUGGCAUGUCAAUCCCUGGCAGCUCACAUGAUGACAUGUCCAUGUCAUUCAGCUGUUUCCCCAUCCAAGAGAGGUCAAUUAGCAGAGUGUCCUAUGAUUCGUCAGAAGGUGAGCUAGUCCAUCCACGGCCAGUGGUGGGCAGCGCUGGGUCACCAGUUGGUCACUCAAGGAAUCUCCGCUACUAUAGACCACGCAGGGCACUGAUUAAUCCAUUUGCACCGUCCAGACUUCAGUUUAAAAUGACCAGUAAUCGCAGGAGAUGGGUUCAUGCUUUCCCAGUUGACCACAAAGGUGUGGCUAUACAAGCUCGACAUGUCCACUCCGUCCAGCACCCAGAACAUGAUGACUUCCCUUGGUCAGACAGGGAGUCUCAGCAGAGCCCUAUGUUAAGUAUCACCUAUAGUGGGAGACGAGACAGAAGGAAUCAGGACAUUGAUCAACUAAGUCAGUGUGCCACCAGCUUAGCUGAAUCCCCAGCUGGCCGAAGAAGUCAGAUAGAAUUUGCUGGAUCCUUAAGACGCCAGCAAAGCUCCAGGUCUUCCUUUACCUCCAAGUCCAACCUGUUUGGAUCUGUAAAGGCUGACAGUGACCAGUGCUGGUCUCCAGAUAUGACCACAGGCUAUGACUGGCGGCCUUUAGACCCUGACCUCCAGCACAAGGAGGGGUCAAGGCUGACAAAAUCUAUAUUUAGUGGAGAUAUCCAAUCCAAUAUGUUUGUGGAGGGUCUGACUGUUGACUGGAAGUCCCUGACCAUCCCCGCCUCCCUGCCUGUCACAACAGAUUAUUUCCCUGAUCGCAGGAGCAUCCAGUUUGAUUACUUUGUCUCUGAGUACGCCUUGCUGCCAGAGUAUGUCAAUGCUGAGAUUUGGGCGUCAUGGCCGAGGUCCCCCACGUGUGAAGACAAGACGCUCUUUGUGUACAGGCGGCAACCUUUGACUAACCAUCAGGUCUUCAUGGAGCUAAUCUCACAGCGUCUUGGCCAGGGUUUUCAACUGAUCAAAAAGAAAAAAUCUGUCCAGCAGUCGGAGACUUCUGCUAUAGCUGCAGGCUCUACCCAGUUCAUGAGGGCAAUCAAGAAGGAACCUGAUGAGGAAUAUUACAUGAGUAUAGGGAGGAUCUACCACAAGCUGACCAUGCAGGGGCAGACCAUCAGUGUCACUCGUUACUGGCCCAGGCACCCCCAGCCCCAGCUGAGCUACAACUACAAGUACAGGUUCCAGGCCCCAGACUCGUACAGCUAUGACGUGUCCUGGACCAACUUCUCCAGUGAACAGCUGGAGAACUACAACUGGAACCAUCUGGACCAGUACAUCUGUACCCAGGGGGACUGGGAGCACGGGCUCAUUGAUCCCUUGAAAUACUGGCGGUCAAGAUUCUUCCUCCUGCCAUCCAAUAACGUGGCCACCAAGAAGAUUUGUGAGAAAGAAACAGAGAGGUGUGAUAUCUAUGAAGAGAAGAGCAGCAAGGAGCUGAAGCUGUUGAUCAAUGGGUUCAUCAAAUUCCUGGAGACCAUGAACAAGCUCAAGAGGACACAGAGGAAGUCAAAAGCUGAGGCAUCCAACUCACCCACAGCUGCUGGGGACUCCAGCCCCAGAAAGUCUGAGCACGAGGGAAGCAAGGAGAAGGAAGAGAAGUUGAAUGUUGCAUCCCCAGCCAUGAAGAUCAUUGAAGCUCUGGUGGAUCCUGUGCAUGGCCUGAGUUUGAUCCAGACACAAGCUGGACUUCCUGUCAACACUUUCAUCUCAGCCGAGGCUGUCGAGUGGUGCAGACGCAGCAUCCAGGGCGCGGAGACCAUUGCCCAGGCUGUGGCUCUGUUUCAGAGACUGAUGGAUGACCAGCUGAUCCUCCACUGCUCCGGCCACAGUAAACACAAGUUCAUCUACGGCUUCUACCUGUACUACAUCCCACAGAAGCUGGUUAAAGCAGGUCAGACAGCAGACAUCAGUGGUGGCCACCCCAGCACACAUUUCAACACACCUGGCGCCAAUUUCAACUUCCUCUUCCAGAACGAGUGGUGUGAGGUGUCUGUUCUGCCAGUACAGGAGGCUGAAGAAGAAGAAGAUAGUAAGAUCUUGUGGUGUUAUGUGUGGUGGUCAUCAGAGAGUGACACAAAAUCCAAAUUUUACGUGCCCCAUGAGCCCCAGAGACAGAGGUCUGACUCCAUGUUGUUACCUGAGCAGGAUGAUUGGAGGGUGUUGACGGGCCAGCGACUAGGUGUGGGCAAUCUACCAGAUGACUGUGACCAGAGUUAUUAUGGAGGUGUCAGAAUAAAUGAUUACUACAAAGCAACCCUGCUACACAAGUACACCAAUGUGGAGGUGGACCCACAGAGGAAGAGUGACAGGAACGAGUACGCUAUAGCCAGGUACCACGCCUACUACAGCCCUAAGUCAGCCUUUGAACUUCAGCUUCAGUGGAUGGUGGCUACAGGCUGUAUCAUGGGGGAUCUGGUGUACGCCUUUGCCAGGAGGGCAACAUCAUGUGGGUUUCACCUGAUCCCUGUACCAUGUGACCCCUUCGCCCUCCCCUACACUGAGAACUCUGACCCUCUCAGAGGACCAAUUUUUGUACCACUAAACAUGCAGGCAUUAAAUGCUGAAUUUCUUCAAGACCUCCCAGAUUCAGACAGACAACAGAUUCUCUACUUUAUUCAAGAUGCCAUUAUUAAAAGGUUUGGCUUCCUACCCGCCAGUGUCAAGGUCCCGGCCAGCUGUGAGAGCGACACCUCGACCACCAACCACCAGUACGUCCACUGCACGGCAGGCAUGUUCAUAUUCAUCCCGGAGAGCAUCACAGGCAAGACCCCAGAUCUCAGGGACCCCAGUGGGGAUCAGUCCAAGGACCCCAAGUCGAGCGGGGAUCAGUCCCACAGCCUGCUGAAGAAGUGCGCCUCAGAGCUGCACAAGUUGUACAUCGCCAGGCAGGGCCGCCCCGAGUCCGUGCCCAACGAGGUGGGGUUCCUCUGGUCCUGGAACUACAUGUCCUCCAAGCGUUGGCGCUCCGUCUACACGGGGGACGAGGCGUUCCAGGACAGGAUGCUGGCGGAUUUCAGGAAGUUCUGCUCCAAUGACGAGGACAGGCUGGCACAAUUCUGGGCGGGCUUUGAAGAUUCUGUCAAAAGUUUUAUGACAUAUGCCAUCGUCAGGUAGAGGUUUGACAGACACAAUUCUGGGCGGGCUUUGAAGAUUCUGUCAAAAGUUUUAUGACAUAUGCCAUCGUCAGGUAGAGGUUUGACAGGCACAAUUCUGGGCGGGCUUUGAAGAUUCUGUCAAAAGUUUUAUGACAUAUGCCAUCGUCAGGUAGAGGUUUGACAGGCACAAUUCUGGGCGGGCUUUGAAGAUUCUGUCAAAAGUUUUAUGACAUAUGCCAUCGUCAGAUAGAGAUUUGACAGACACAAUUCUGGGCAGGCUUUGAAGAUUCUGUCAAAAGUUUUAUGACAUAUGCCAUCAUUAGAUAGAGAUUUGACAGACACGUCACAUGUCAGGUUAUGUUAGGUCAGACAUAGGAACAGUGACAUAUUUUGUGCAAUAACACGUCAGAAUGAAUUGUUUGGUGCAUGUUUAUUUGGUUGAAUAUGUUUACAGUUUGUUUUGAAUGUCAAGUUGUUCCAUACUGUGUGAAAGUAUAUUGUGUACCAUGAAGCAAUACUGUGUACCCUGUACAUCAUGAAGCAUUACUGUGUACCAUGUACAUGACCUAUUACUGUGUACUUAUUUAGAUAACUACGCACAACAUGUUUGCUCUGGAUAUUAUUUUUGUACAAUUUUAUAUAAAUUGGUUGUUUGAAAAGUUGGACUUAUCAGUAUUUGUAUUGAUGUGUUUGUGAUUUAUAUUUAUGUAAUAAUGCAUUAUUAAUGAGAUGUAAUAAAAAGAAUUUCAAAUAA
Messenger RNA from Physella acuta, 5590 nucleotides. RefSeq names its product GATOR complex protein Iml1. The record is from RefSeq and is a predicted model, not a curated record. Gene Ontology annotation, biological process: cellular response to amino acid starvation; positive regulation of autophagy; intracellular signal transduction. Lineage: Eukaryota; Metazoa; Mollusca; Gastropoda; Physidae. Gene Ontology annotation, cellular component: GATOR1 complex; lysosomal membrane. Gene Ontology annotation, molecular function: GTPase activator activity.